UCAGCUGAUCCCGCGCGAUUCAGCGCGAUCGCUUGUACGACGUCCGCACGAGCCAGACAAGCUCGUGGCAUCGUAGAAGCAAUGUCCGAGCAAGUUCAAGCAUCGUGUUUGACCUGGAAUCUAGGCCAACAAUGACGCAGAAUUCGGGGCCGCGGAAACAGGAACCAAUGUCUAGAUCGUGGUCCUUUUCUCCGACCUCACUUCCUCCUAUCAAUUUCUGUAUGGCGACCACCACAAGCCUCAUUGCUAUCAGCCAGGGGCCUCCGACAUCAUGCCAGACGAGGCGGAUCCGGCUCCAGUCUUUGUCUUCCUGGACCCCGUGAAUAAGCCAUCCACUGGCAAGUCUGCAAAAUUCCGGACCAAUGUUCGGUCCCACGUUACACUCCGGCAACAUCGGGUCCGGAGGCUGCAGGAGAAAUUCGCAAGCGCAACGUCGGGGUCACAGGGGAGAGGAGAUCAGGCUAUCAUACGACUGGAUGAGAAGACUCCUCAAGACGCAGCAGCGAAAGGAACAGACCUCUUCAAGCUCGAACAAACCCGUCCCAUUGUCACGACAUCCGCCGACCUCACCAACGCAUCAAUCGCGGCCCUCCGCACCGGCUCUCUGGCUUUCAGAUUAUACAUCCUCAACGAACCAUCCAACGACAUCGGCGACAUUCUCAAUGAUGUAGAGAUCGACGCCAUCUCCGUCAUUAACAGCUACAUUCAAGACUCUCUUUCGCAAGCCCGCGUCUGGGAAGCUGAACACCCCGUCAUCGUUCCCGGCACAGCCGAGAAGUUCCUUCCGCAUCAAAUAUUCGAAGACCCGGCACUCGUCGUCUCGGUCAUGCUACUUGGACUGGCGACCAUCCUCCUCGAUCGACCUGGACCACAAACGCCGAUGGCUCGUCGAAGUAUGCUCCGCCUCCGUGGCCAUGUUAUGCGGAGUAUAAAUUCCGCGCUGGACGAUUCGAGCCGAGUGGUAAAGGACGAGGUGCUGGUUGCGGUGAUAUUGCUCGCGAGAAGCGAUGCGAUAUACGGUUCGAGAGAAGCUGGACUAAGCGAGAGCUGCCCGGUGCAUAUGACAGGCGUGAUGGAUAUGGUGAAUAUGAGAGGAGGACUAAGCGAACUAGGGUUUGACGGAGUGGUUGAGGCUUUUGUUCUAUGGCAAGACGUCAAUAUCGCAGAAAUGACCGGAGGAAAAACCCCUCCGCCUUUCGGGGUGUCUCCACUGCACGCUCUGACCUCGGCCACCUGGACGGAAACCUUGGCCAUGAUGAGUUCGAUGCUGCUCAUCUCGAUUCGGAACAAGCUCCCGAGGAAUUUCCGUCAGCUAAAUCGGAUUGCUCGAAUGCAUGGAUUCUCCAACUCACUGGCGAGAGGAUCGUGCGUCGGACACAUCAAUUCAAUCACAAAGGAAGUCGACCCAUCACGUCGUCCCACGAUCCAGUAUAUCUGCAAGCCUGUCCGAUUUCAGCUCAAGAACCCAGUUGCCGCCGACUUCAGCUGUUGUUGA
Zymoseptoria tritici IPO323 is the source of this 1495-nucleotide messenger RNA. RefSeq lists its product as uncharacterized. The transcript has 4 exons. The coding region runs from base 272 to 1495 and encodes 407 amino acids. Lineage: Eukaryota; Fungi; Ascomycota; Dothideomycetes; Mycosphaerellales; Mycosphaerellaceae. The record is from RefSeq and is a predicted model, not a curated record.